This is a messenger RNA of Opisthorchis viverrini, 201 nucleotides long. RefSeq lists its product as hypothetical. The transcript is spliced from 2 exons. Lineage: Eukaryota; Metazoa; Platyhelminthes; Trematoda; Opisthorchiida; Opisthorchiidae. The record is from RefSeq and is a predicted model, not a curated record. The coding region runs from base 1 to 201 and encodes 66 amino acids.
AUGGAAGAGGCCCAGAAAGCCGGUAAUGCCCGGAGAGUAUUUCAGUUGAUCCGUGCGACCAAUCCCCGGAAACCACCUUGCCUAGCUAUCAUGCCAGCGGAGGGAGGCACGAAGGCCGGGUUACUGCCAGGUUGCCCAAGCCUAGACAGGAGCAGCCGAGACGCUGAGGUUGGGUUCGAACCAUGGACUUCCGGUCCGUAA